Mesoplodon densirostris (Blainville's beaked whale) is the source of this 419-nucleotide messenger RNA. Its product is annotated as BET1 homolog. Gene Ontology annotation, cellular component: Golgi trans cisterna; SNARE complex. Gene Ontology annotation, biological process: endoplasmic reticulum to Golgi vesicle-mediated transport; vesicle fusion with Golgi apparatus. The coding region runs from base 17 to 373 and encodes 118 amino acids. The record is from RefSeq and is a predicted model, not a curated record. The transcript has a single exon. NCBI's taxonomy places the organism in Eukaryota, Metazoa, Chordata, Mammalia, Artiodactyla, Ziphiidae. Gene Ontology annotation, molecular function: SNAP receptor activity.
CCGCUCCUCCCGCAGGAUGAGGCGAGCAGGCCUGGGUGAAGGAGUACCUCCUGGCAACUAUGGGAACUAUGGCUAUCCUAAUAGUGGGUAUAGUGCCUGUGAAGAAGAAAAUGAGAGACUCACGGAAAGUCUGAGAAACAAAGUAACUGCUAUAAAAUCUCUUUCCAUUGAAAUAGGCCAUGAAGUUAAACAUCAAAAUAAAUUAUUAGCUGAAAUGGAUUCACAGUUUGAUUCUACAACUGGAUUUCUAGGUAAAACCAUGGGAAAACUGAAGAUUUUAUCCAGAGGGAGCCAAACAAAGCUGCUGUGCUAUAUGAUGCUGUUUUCAUUGUUUGUCUUUUUUGUCAUUUAUUGGAUUAUUAAACUGAGGUGAUGCAAGUAACUGUGAGUUUGGAACUUGUUCCAACUUAACGGCUUGG